AUGGCGAAUGUUUUUCGUCAAUUUUUACUCGAUGCUGAAAAUGGGGAUGUUGAUGCUGUUCAAAGAAAUAUUGAAAAUGGAAUUGAUUUAGAAACGCGUGAUGAAGAUCAACAAACUGCACUUAUUUUAUCAGCUCGAUGUAAUCAUCUUGAAUGUGUAAAAGUUCUUCUUGAAGCUCAUGCUGAUGUGAAUGCAGAAGAUGUGGAUAAUUGGACAGCAUUAUUAAAUGCAUCACAAAAUGGAAAUUUCGAUAUUGUUCGUAUUCUUAUCGAACAUGAUGCAAAAAUUGAACAUUGCGAUUGUGGGCAAUUUACUCCUUUAAUGUGGGCAUCUUAUGAAGGACAUACAAGAAUUGUUGAAUAUUUAUUAAAUUGUGAUGCAAAUGUUGAUGCUGUUGAUGAACAUGGAAUUUCAAGUUUAAGUUGGGCAUCAGGACGAAAUCAUAUUAAUAUUGUUGAACUAUUACUUAAAGCUGGCGCAUCACCUAAUCUAUGCGAUAAGAAUGAUACAACUCCAUUAAUUUGGGCUAGUCGACGUGGUCAUACGGAAAUAGUUGAUUUAUUACUAACAUAUAAUGCUAGUGUUAAUAAUAUUGGCAUGAAAAAUAUGACAGCUUUAUUAGCUGCUACAAGAGGAGGUCAUGGAGAAACAGCUCUUCGUCUACUUCAAAAUCAAACCAUUGAUAUUAAAGUACAAGAUAAAGAUGGACAAACACCAUUGAGUCAUGCAUGUGCUCAAGGUCUUACUGAUGUUGUUGCUGAACUUGUUCGACAUCAUGCUUAUGUUAAUACAGUUGAUAGAAAUGGUGAUCCGGUUCUUUUCUUUGCUGUCAAAGGUGGAAAAGAAGAUUGUGUUGCUAUUCUACUUGAAAAUCAUGCUGAUAUAAAUGCUAUUGGUGCUGAUAAUAAAACAGCUAUUUGGUGGGCAGUUGAACGAGGUCGACUUGAUGUGGUUAAAUAUUUACUUCAAUUUAAUCCGGAUGUUGAAGUUGCUGGUGGUGAAGAUGAUGAUACACCACUUUUAUUAGCUACUAAACGAAAACGUGUAGCUAUUGUUUAUGAACUUAUUAAAUAUGGUGCUAGAUUAUCAUCUACUGAUCGAUAUGGUGAUAAUAGUUUGCAUAUUGCCUUACGUAAUCGUAGUCGUGAUAUUGCUGAUAUUCUACUUUCAAAUCCACGUCAUUCAAAAUAUUUAUAUCGACCUAAUAAACGUGGUGAAACACCAUACAAAAUUGAUGCUAAUUUACAAAAAAGUAUUUUAACAACUAUUUUUGGACAACGAACAUUAAAUUUGAAUGAUGAUUCUAUUCUUGGUUAUGAUCUGUAUUCAUCAGCAUUAGCAGAAAUAUUAAGUGAACCAUCACUUCGAACUCCGAUUACUGUGGGUCUUUAUGCAAAAUGGGGCAGUGGAAAAUCAGCAUUGUUAACGCAUUUAAAAGACUUUCCAACAAUGGAAUUCUCACCAUUACUUCUAACAGUGAUUGUAAUUGUGGCAUUAAUUAUUGGUUUUUUUAUUGGUUUCUUAAUACAUUAUAUUGUUGGCAUAUCAUUUGGUGUUUGUUUGAUUAUUAUUUGUAUAGCAUUUCUUGUUUUUAUUCGAUAUCUUCUUCGUCAUAAAGAUUAUAUAUGGACUGCUAAUAUAGCACAAUUUAUAAAGAAACGUUUAGAAAUGUUAAGAUUUUUACUUCAAGUUCUUUUUAUGAAUCCAUAUGUUCAUCGUCGUUCAAAAAAAAAUGAUACAAUUGAUUAUAAAAAGAUGAAAUUUAUUUUUACUGAAUAUGGAAAAGUUUCAACAGUUGAAAGUGAAAAAGCAAGUGCUGGUAUGAUUGCUGAACUAGCAACUAAUGUUGAAGAAACAUUUGGUCUUGUAGCAACACGUCUAUGUCGUGCACUUCAUUCCAAAGAUUUAAAUCGUCAUCGAUUUCGAUAUAUAUGUUGCAUGCCAGCAUUUAUUUUUGUUUCUAUUCAGAUUUCUCUUCUACUAACGCUUAGUAUUCUUCUAUUAUUAUAUGGAAUUCCAUCGAAUUAUCGUUCGAUUAAUAUAACCUAUAUUUCACUAACUGGUGUAUUAGGUGGUUCAGUAUUACUUAGUUGUGGUACAUGUCUACGAUUAUUAAUGGGAUUAAUGAAAUCACCUAAAUCAAAAAUAAUAAAACUUUCUGAUCAUUCAUCACGUCUUAAUGAAAGUUCACUUUAUCGACUUAAAAAAGAAGUUAGCCAAUUAUCGUAUAUCAUCAAAUCUGUUGAAGCUUUUCUUAAUAUUAAUACUCGUCUUGUUGUUCUUAUCGAUGGUUUAGAUGUAUGCGAACAACAACGUAUUCUUCAAAUACUUGAUCAAGUACAUGUACUUUUAACAAAAGAAAAUGAUCCAUUUAUUACAUUGAUUGUUUGUGAUCCACAUAAAAUGAUGCAAGAUUUAUCGACAACAAUCAGUCACAAUCAAGGUUUUGAUACUAGUGUUAAUGGUCAUGAUUAUUUACGUUCGAUUAUUCAACUUCCUAUCUAUUUACAAUUAAAUAUGAGUAAAACAAAACAAUUAAAAAAAAAUUCUGAUGUUUUUCCAAAAAAAAGAGCAAAUACUCUUACUAAUGGUGCAUCAGUUCUUGAUGUGAGCGCAAAGCCAGUAACAACUAAUAAACUUCCAAAGAAUAAACGACGACGACAACGGCGAGAUACACUACCUAAUACGAAACCAGUAACAACAUCAGAAUUAACUAAUCAAUUACUACAAUCUGAUUAUUUUCUUGAUAUUAAUCCACGAAUUCUACAACGUCUUAUUAACAUAAUUGCUAUGAUCGGUCGUUUACUUCGUGCUAAUCAAGUUGUAUUUAGUUGGAAACGUCUCGGAUGUUGGUCAUAUUUAGUAGAACAAUGGCCAUAUCGUAUAUCAUGGAUUGUUGUCUAUUAUGAAGAUCAUGAACAAGAAUAUUCAGAUGAUACUUCAUUAAAAACUCUAUAUGAUAAAAUUAAACCAUUUAUUCCAACAUCAAAAGAUCCUCUUUUACAACUUGAUCGUAAUGGACGUAAAUUUGAACUUUGUAUAGAACGUGGUGAACCUGUUUUAAAUGUCAAUGAUUUAAAACAAUUUCUUCUAUGUACAUGUAAUCUAGAUCCAUAUUUGAAUAAACUUAUUCGAGAAUCAGCAGCUUACUUUUAUAUGAAUAAUUCUGAUGAGAAUGGUUUUAUUAAUGGAGAUGCAUCGAAUUUCUGUGUUCAUCGUGAUUCCAAGCUUCUUGAACGUGGUGGCUUCUUGCAGCAAGAACCUACAUCACGACAUAAAAAUGCAUUUCAUUCAAGAUUCAGUGUUGGUGGGCCAGAUUAUAUUGGUAGAAAUCAAUAUCGUCUUUCAUUUGAUUUUCCCCCUCAUCAUUUAUAUAAUCGCAUACCAAUGAAAAAACGAGCUGACGAUGAAGAUAGCCAUAAUCGAACAUCAUCUGUUUCAUCCACAUCAGCAGUUGUUAUGCCACCAUUGAUUAAUCAAAAAAUUUCUUCAUCAACUGGUCCUUCUGGAAAUGUCAAAGUAGAUUUAUCACCAUCAUUAAGUCAAAUGUCAGUGAAUGAUAUAUGUGAUUGUCUAAAGAAUGAUAUUGUUGGUUUGAAAACAGCUAUGAUACCAAUCUAUAUUCACGAUAUUAAUGAAUAUAAUAUAAGUGGUCGAGUAUUAGCAACAUGUGAACUUAGUGAACUUAAACAGAUUCUUUCAAUGACAUUUGGUGAUUGGGUACUAUUUAAUAAUUGGAUUGAAACUAAACGUGAAGAAGAACGACGCCAUCGUUUUAACUUUCAAACACAAUCUUCAUCAAUAAUUAAUACUAAUCGUAAUCAAAAUCAAAAUCUUUCAAGCAAUGAAUCUUUUAAUGAAUAUCAACUUUAUACUGAAAAUAGUGUACUUAGUGCUGCACUGAACCGUUUAAUGUCACAAAAUCCAAAGAGAAGUUCUAUUGAUGAAACAAAUACUGCUCCUAAUGAAGGUGUAUCAAUUGUUUCAGCACCAAAAAAUGUCAAAUUUCUCAUUCCUCUUACUCGAUCUGGUAUAACAUCAAAUGAAAGUACAUUUGGUGUUAUUGAAUCAACAACUCGAACUAUUACUCAUGUUAAAGAUAUAUUUCCACUAAAUUCUUCAUCACAAUCUCAAAAAGGAGCAACAACAACAAACAAUGUUGGAGAUACAAAUAAUGUUUCUUCUCCUUCAAAUUCAAUGAUAAGACCCUCAUUCUUCGAUGAAGCACAUCAUCCGGAUCAGAAUGAAACAAUUACAAGUGAUUGUGAACAACAACUUUUACUUCCAAACAAUGAUUCUAAUCAAAAAUGA
Messenger RNA from Rotaria sp. Silwood1, 4311 nucleotides. The record is from the annotation of a GenBank genome assembly. Lineage: Eukaryota; Metazoa; Rotifera; Eurotatoria; Philodinida; Philodinidae.